AUGGCUCGGCGAUGGCCGCCCCGCAGGCGCACAAACGGCUGUUUAGAAGCUGAGUGGCUGUGGCUGUCCGGUCGUGCUUCUUCAGGGGUCCAGUUCCUUACUCCGGCUCCCCAUUCUCAGAAACUAAGAUUGCUACAGGUUCGAGAACAAGAAAGGGAUAUCGCCUUACAGAUAAGAGAAGACGUAAAACACAGGAGAAAUCAGCAAUUCACUCGUUUGGCAGAGGAGCUAAGGGCAGAAUGGGAAGAAUCACAAACUCAGAAAAUUAAGAACUUAGAAAAACUGUAUUUGGCCAGUUUAAAAAAUAUGGGAGAGGGACAUCGGCAGGCCAAAGAAAAUGAACCUGAUUUGGAUGGUCUGGCACGACAGGCAGCAGAAAGGAAAAAAAAAGCAGAAAUGAGGCAUAAAGAGGCCCUGAAAAUACAGAAAAAUAAAAAAGAAAUGUUAACGAAACAGAAAACCUGGCAUAUAAAAGCUCGAAAGGCAGCACUGCUUGUGGAAAAAGAAAGAUCUGCCAAAAUUACAAGUCUACAACCUCCUCCUCCAACUCUUUUUGAGGUGAAUUACUUUGAAUGUUGAGAAGAACUAAGUUAUAAUAAUUCUUCUUUACUCUUAAAAUUCAGUAGAGUCAAAGUAACCAUCAUUUGUUUAAACUUAAUUUUUAAUUGCACAGGUUACACAUGAGUAUAUCUGGAGUGUUUAAAAAUAAUACUAGCUAUCAUCAUUUUACCCGUAAAUAGUAUGUAACUGUGAUGCAUAAGGACUUUUUUUUUUUAAAUGUAACUACAAUGCUGUUAUUAUUCCCAGUGUCAUCUAAUACCAAUCAAGGUUCAGUUUUCCCCAGUUGACUCAAAAAAACUUUUUUGUUGUUUGAAAAUCUGUAAUAACUUUGGUUUUUAAAAACCAUGUUAGUUCUGCAGUUUGUUUUUUUAAUGCUCUUUAUUUGUUGAAAAAAACUGGGAUAUUUGUGGUAUAGAAUUUACCACACUAUGGAUUUGGCUGAUUGUAAAUAGUCACCAUGUUAAAGAAAUUAAAGAUAAUUUAGUUAAUUUGCAUAAGAUCUCAUGAAGGGGAGGGUCCUAUUCUUUUAUGAAAGUAGAAUGUGUGCUUUUAUAAUUUGAAACUCAUUUUGGAUAAAACAGUUUAUUAAAUAAUGUGGAAAUUAAUUUUGAAAGGUAUUAAUUAUCUUGUUCACAUUAGCUGGUGUUUUUAAUCUAAAAAGUUAGAAGUAAAAGAAAAAAAAUCUUAUACGCAUAGGAAAAAAACUAGUUGCCGUCAAGUCUACUCCAACUCACGGUGACCUUGACUCAUGAUAACCCCAUAUAUGCCAGAG
Messenger RNA from Trichechus manatus latirostris (Florida manatee), 1333 nucleotides. RefSeq names its product centrosomal protein of 295 kDa-like. NCBI's taxonomy places the organism in Eukaryota, Metazoa, Chordata, Mammalia, Sirenia, Trichechidae. The record is from RefSeq and is a predicted model, not a curated record. The transcript is spliced from 5 exons. The coding region runs from base 1 to 579 and encodes 192 amino acids. Gene Ontology annotation, molecular function: microtubule binding.